ACAUUGCGUCGUAGCCGUCGUAGAAUGUAGAAUUGUAGAAUACCUCGCUCGUCGUGUAUUCUUCAUUUACCUACUGCGAAGAACGGCAUCGCGAAUAUAAGCACAAAGCAAAACUCGUGUCACGUUUUUUCACGUGUGGCAUAUAAAAAUGUCGAAACAAAACACAUUGCUCAAUUAUUUUACAUCACCAAAAAAUCCGAAGCCGGCAACGGGGAAAACACCGACUUCAAAGGGCAAAACCGGUGUCAACAAUAAAUCUACUCCGAAAUCUAAAUCUACGGCGAUAAAUUCUCCCAAGCCAUCGAAGAGCAAAGAAAUAAUUGCUAAGGAGAAGGAUUCCACGCCUACAAGAAAAAGACCUUUAAAAGAACGAAAUAGAGAUGAAGAGACGGACAAUGUGAAGCCAAAGAGGCGGAGGAUAAUUGUCCCAGAAGUGGAUAGCGAUUCGGCAGAUUCUGGAGAUGAAUACGUACCCGAAUCGUUGAAUGAGUCUUCAGAAGUAGAGCUUACUGGAGAAGAGGCUUCAGAAACAGACAUUACUCCAGAUGAAUCUGAUGAAGAAACACCCAAGAAAAAGAAAAAAUCAUCAAGAUCCACAGGCAAUGUUCGCAGUAAGAAAAGCCAAGCAGGAAAUGGGACUACGCAGACUUCUGGAGAUACGAAAUCGAAUGUUUUGCCAGCUGUUUCUGCGAUUUCGGGACCGGCUUCAGGUGCAGAUUCAUGGCCUCAUUUGCAUUAUGAUUUCCUUCAACCAAAUAAAAUAAAAGAUAUCAAAAAACGAUCUGCCAGUGAUCCGAAUUAUGAUCCUAAGACGCUUUAUGUGCCUCUGGAUUUUCUCAACAAUCAAACACCGGGAAUGCGACAAUGGUGGGAAUUAAAGAGUAAACAUUUCGAUUGCGUGCUCUUCUUCAAAGUUGGCAAAUUUUAUGAGCUGUAUCAUAUGGAUGCAGUUAUUGGUGCCAAUGUUCUUGGUAUUUCAUAUAUGCGGGGUGAAUGGGCUCAUUCGGGUUUCCCAGAAAUCGCAUAUGGACGUUUUUCGGGAAAUCUUAUCGAACGAGGAUACAAAGUUGCUCGUGUUGAACAGACCGAGACCCCCGAUAUGGUUACCGAACGUUGUCGCAAGGCGGGGAAAACAACGAAAUUUGACAAAGUUGUGAGACGUGAAAUAUGCCAGGUGAGCACGAGAGGCACUCGAGUUUUCACUCCUCAAGAUUCAGAAAUCGUAACGCCGCAGUCGAGUUAUCUUAUGACGCUGGUUGAGAAACACGAUUCUGAAAAUAACUUGCCAUCCUACGGAGUGUGUUUCCUGGACACCACGAUCGGUGAAUUUAAUCUCGGCCAAUUUCAAGACGAUCGUUGCAACUCUCGAUUGCUCACUCUUUUCUCUCAUCAUCCGCCGGCUCAAUUGGUUUACGAGCGUGGAAAUUUGUCCCAAGCAACCAUGAAAAUACUCGACAAUAUGCUUGUCACUUCGAUGAAAGAGCCCCUGCAGAAAGACGUACAAUUUUGGUCGGCAACCACGACACUUGAGAAACUUCACAACGCCGAAUACUUCAAAGAUCAGUCGAAUGGCACAGUUGCAUGGCCUGAAGGCCUCAAACCGUACCUGAGCGAAGGUGACAGCCUAGGCCUCACGCCAGCUGAAAACAAAGAACUGGCUGUCAAUGCUCUCGGCGGAUGCGUUUAUCUGUUGAGAGAUUAUCUUUUGGAUCAGCAAAUACUAGCGCAAAAACGAUUCAACACUUACAUACCUCCGGAUCACAAUAGAGAAUCGAUUGAUGAGGGCUUCAAUUCAGUCUCAACCAUGGUAUUGGAUGCUCUAACAAUAAACAACUUAAAAAUUCUCACAGGCGAAGGAUCACUUAUCGCAACACUGGAUCAUUGUUGUACGGCUUUCGGUAAAAGAUUGUUACGCGAAUUAAUCUGCAGACCGUCGUGCCAGAAAACAGUGAUAAUUCAACGUCAACAAGCUAUUACAGAAUUGCUGGAUCAUCCCGAUGUCGUCCAAAAAGUUCGCGGCAUUUUGGCUAAGUUACCUGAUCUCGAAAGACUCAUAAGCAAAAUACAUACUUAUGGAAACGCUUUGAAAGCAGCGGAUCAUCCUGACUCGCGUGCUAUUAUGUUUGAGAGAGAUACUUACUCUAAAAGAAAGAUUAUCGAUUUUCUUAGCGUUUUAGACGGUUUUGAAGAAGUUUUGGAGGUUUCGUCUCUUUUUGAAGAUUUCAGCUCCGAUUUGAUAAAACUGAGCAUGAAGACUGCUCCUGACGGUGAAUUUCCGACAUUGCGCGAGACUCUAGACUUCUUUAAGGUGGCGUUUGAUCACGAAGAAGCAAAGAAGGAAGGUUGCAUAAUACCGAAACAAGGAGUGGACUCCGAAUACGAUGCAAUAUUCGCGGAAAUUGAGGACAUUGAGAAGGAAGCUAAAAAAUACUUACAGAGUCAGGUGAAGCAUUUCGGAGUUAAAGUUACUUUCCAUGGGACCGAUAAAAAGCGAUAUCAAAUUGAGAUUCCGGACAGUCAAGUGAAGAAAAUUGGUCCUGGAUAUGAACUUCAGUCACAGAGGAAAGGAUUUAAGCGUUACUACACUGCUGAAGGCAAAGAACUAUUGACCCGACAAAUGAACGCUGAAGACGAGCGUGACAAAGUUCUCAAGGAUUUGAAUCGGCGAAUUUUCGCGAAAUUCAGUGAAAAGUAUGAUUUGUGGAGCGUUGCUGCUUAUAAGAUUGCUAUUAUGGAUGUACUCAUUUCCCUCGCCGAAUACGCUCGUUGUGGCGACAUGUGCGUCCCAGAAAUCAUCGACGAAAAGAUAUGUACGCAAAUCAAAGAUGGCAAACACCCAUGCAUAAUGAGUGAAAGUUUCGUACCGAACGAUACUUCUUUAGCUGCUGACGGAAACGCUUCUCUUGUUAUUCUUACCGGUCCUAACAUGGGCGGAAAGUCCACUCUCAUGCGACAAGUUGGACUAAUUACUAUUAUGGCCCAAAUGGGUUGUUACGUGCCAGCGAGUGCUUGCCGCUUGAGCUUGGCGGACCGAAUUUUUACGAGACUCGGUGCGAACGAUGAUAUUUUAGCUGGCCAAAGUACGUUUUUGGUAGAGUUGAGCGAAACGGCGACUAUUCUUCAACACGCCAGUCCUCAUUCUUUGGUUUUGUUGGAUGAACUCGGACGCGGUACAUCAACUUACGAUGGUACAGCGAUUGCAGCGGCGGUAGUCGAUGCCUUGACCAAACUAAAGUGUCGCACUUUGUUCUCAACUCAUUAUCAUUCGCUGGUCGAAGAUUACAAGACAAACAAGGACGUAACUUUGGCCCACAUGGCGUGUAUGGUUGAGACGGAGGAAGAAGAAAUAUCUCAAGAAACAGUGACUUUCCUGUACAAGUUGAGCGAAGGAGCUUGCCCCAAAUCUUAUGGUUUCAAUGCCGCUCGUCUCGCUGGAGUACCUGCAUACGUCACCAAACGAGCGCAUGAAAUUGCAACUAAACUCGAACGGGAAGUCAAACAGAAACAUAUGUUUGUAGCGCUUUGUAACCCCGGUGACAAAUCCUUCAAAAAUCUUGUUGAAGCUCUUGCUGCCAUGUAAAAGCAGUUUUCUCCUUCGUUGUUCUAAAUUACCAUGUAUUAUGCGUACCGUCAUACCGAAGGAGCAAAAAGUCAUUUUCAUUCAUUUUGCUUUGGUCUUCCCCUGAACGAAAUAACUCAUCGAUUCUUUGUUAGAUUUCAACACGUCAAUCAGAAUAGUUUGAAAAAUCGGAAAUUCUGUUCCUAGUAAUUCUUCAAAACCUAUUGAGCUAUAUUUUUUUCAUCAUUUUUGUUCUAAAUUAUUGGCGAUCACCCAGCUCUCUACUUUCAGUUAUUUUCAAAAUUAAAAAAAUGAAUCGUCAUUGCAGUUGGAAUAGUUUUUUUGAUUCGAAAGAAGCUCGUAUUGAGUAAUUUUUCUUGCUUCAUGUCCUAGAAUGAUAUUUUCAACUUUGCCCUUUUUUUCGACUGUACGACUACGAACCUUGAUUCCUGCGCAGCGCGCUUCAAAUAACAUUAUUGUUGAUGUCAUUAAUAUUUUGUGCCAAACUUUGUUAUUUAUAUAAUUUAUAUCAGUAUUGCAUUUCCGGAGGAGGCUUAAUGAAAAAAAAAAAAAAAUACAGCGUGCCUCGGCGUUGAAUCUCACCUUUUCCAUUCCAAAUAUUUGCAAGACUUUGUACCUGCGUUUGUUUAUAUUCGUUCACUUGUUUUCUGAGUCAAACGAUGCAAAUAAUGUUAAAAGUGAACAAUAAAGUAUAACAUUUGAGAGCA
This is a messenger RNA of Venturia canescens, 4287 nucleotides long. It is a transcript of the gene Msh6, whose product is annotated as DNA mismatch repair protein Msh6. Bases 149 to 3580 code for a protein of 1143 amino acids. NCBI's taxonomy places the organism in Eukaryota, Metazoa, Arthropoda, Insecta, Hymenoptera, Ichneumonidae. The transcript has 17 exons. Gene Ontology annotation, biological process: mismatch repair. The record is from RefSeq and is a predicted model, not a curated record. Gene Ontology annotation, cellular component: MutSalpha complex; nucleus. Gene Ontology annotation, molecular function: ATP-dependent DNA damage sensor activity; mismatched DNA binding; ATP binding.